This is a messenger RNA of Antrostomus carolinensis (chuck-will's-widow), 606 nucleotides long. RefSeq names its product translocator protein (gene TSPO). The record is from RefSeq and is a predicted model, not a curated record. Gene Ontology annotation, cellular component: endoplasmic reticulum; membrane. Bases 10 to 513 code for a protein of 167 amino acids. The transcript is spliced from 3 exons. Lineage: Eukaryota; Metazoa; Chordata; Aves; Caprimulgiformes; Caprimulgidae. Gene Ontology annotation, molecular function: cholesterol binding.
ACUGUCUCAAUGGAAGUGGUACUAGCCUGGGCCCCAGCAGUGGGUUUCACAUUCCUGCCCCAUGCAGGAGGAUAUUUAGGAAGCAGGAUAACCAAAAAGGAAAUCCCAGUGUGGUAUGAAUCUCUACAGAAGCCAUCCUGGUGUCCACCUAACUGGGUGUUUGCUCCUGUUUGGGGAACUCUCUAUACAUCUAUGGGAUAUGGCUCCUACCUGGUAUGGAAAGAACUGGGGGGCUUCAGUGAAAAGUCGGUGGUCCCUCUUGGUCUGUAUGCAGGGCAGCUGGCAUUAAACUGGGCAUGGACUCCAAUAUUUUUUGGAGCUCACAAAAUGGGAUGGGGGCUGGUGACCCUCCUGCUCACAACUGGUAUGGCAACAGGUACAACUGCUUCCUGGUAUAACAUCAACAAAACGGCAGCUUAUUUGAUGGUUCCUUAUUUAGCUUGGCUAACCAUGGCUUCUGCACUCAAUUACCGUUUCUGGAAGGACAAUCGAAACAAGAAACAACCUGAAUAAACAGUUCUCAGCCAAGAAGUUUUUUUUUUUCCACAAGAGUUUUCUAAAUAAAGUUAUGACCUUAUUUUAUUUUUAGCUGAACUACUUAGACCA